AUGUCGUCCGUAAAAGUAGCGGUGCGAGUCCGUCCUUUCAACAGCCGAGAGAUAACAAACAAUGCUAAAAUGAUUAUCACUAUUGGCCCGGAGAGAACGCACAGCUUUAACUUUGACUAUUCCUAUUGGUCAUUCAGCAAAAAUGACAGCAAUUUUGCAAGCCAGCAGCAAGUCUAUCAAGAUCUUGGCGUUGAAAUGCUUGAUCACGCAUUUGAAGGGUAA
Messenger RNA from Gongylonema pulchrum, 222 nucleotides. Lineage: Eukaryota; Metazoa; Nematoda; Chromadorea; Rhabditida; Gongylonematidae. The record is from the annotation of a GenBank genome assembly.